This is a messenger RNA of Planococcus citri (citrus mealybug), 1380 nucleotides long. RefSeq names its product peptidyl-alpha-hydroxyglycine alpha-amidating lyase 2-like. Gene Ontology annotation, molecular function: catalytic activity; protein binding. Lineage: Eukaryota; Metazoa; Arthropoda; Insecta; Hemiptera; Pseudococcidae. Gene Ontology annotation, cellular component: extracellular region; membrane. Bases 99 to 1241 code for a protein of 380 amino acids. Gene Ontology annotation, biological process: peptide metabolic process. The transcript has 7 exons. The record is from RefSeq and is a predicted model, not a curated record.
AUUUUAACCUUAUAAAAGGAAUAAACAACGAUAUGUAAAUCACACACAGCAUUUAUCUCAUAGAAACAGUACUGAUAAGAAUUUUUUUUAGAGUACCUAUGUCUUCCUAUACCAUUUACAUUUUAAUUAUUUUAUCGUUGGUUUUAACCGGUAAUAAUGCUUCAUAUACAAAAGAUAAUUUUUAUAAAAAUAUGCAUAAAAUAUUGGCCGAUCACGGAUUAACGGAGGAUGAUGACGUGAUCGGUAAUCGAGCAGAACAGCCUAUUUUGAUACCUCCUCCGCGACCAAAAGAAGUUGAAAAUUGGCCUCAGGCUAAACUUCCACAUUUAGGAGAGAUAUCAGGAGUUACGAUAAAUCGCGUUGGACAACCUGUUAUUUUUCACAGAGGGUCUAGAAAUUUUAACGAAUGGUCUUUCAACGAAACUAAUGAUUUUCAAUUUAUUAACGAGGGGCCAAUUGAUAUCGAUACCAUUUUAACGCUUGAUCCUAAAAGUGGAAAAGUUUUAAGUGGUUGGGGUAGAGGAUUUUUCUACCUUCCUCAUGGUAUUACCAUCGAUCACGAAGGUAACACGUGGCUAACUGAUAUAGCUAUGCAUCAGGUGUUUAAGUUUUCACCAGGCUCGUCUAGACCAUCCAUGACAUUUGGACAAAAAUUUAAACACGGUUCAGGGGUAAGCAAAUUAUGCAUGCCGACAUCUGUGGCUGUGGCUCACACUGGAGAUAUUUUUAUCGCCGAUGGGUACUGCAAUUCUAGGGUAUUAAAAUUCAAUUAUCGAGGUGAUCUGGUCAGGUUGUUCCCACAACAAUGGGAAUUUUUAAGCCUGCAAGUGCCUCACAGUCUAACUCUAAUGGAGCAGUUCGAUUUACUGUGUAUUGCCGAUAGAGAGAACAUGAGAGUGAUUUGCGUUAAAGCUGAGCUUGGUAAUUAUAAUAACGAUGUACAACAAACUAGUUUGAAUAUUCAACAACCUGAUCUAGGAAGAGUGUUUGCUAUCACAGCACAUGAGGAUUAUAUCUACGCAAUUAAUGGCCCAACUUCACCAAUGAUUGCAAUUCAAGGUUUUACUCUAAAUCCCUUAGCAGAAUCAAUAGUAGAUCAUUGGGAUUCAUUUGCACAAAAAAUGUUAAUGCCACAUGAUAUCGCCAUAACUGAAGAUGGUCGUGAACUUUAUAUCGUAUCAGUUACCCCUAGUCGUAUACUUAAAUUCACAAUGGACUGGCCACAACGUAAAAUAUUCUAACACCUAAAUAUCGACCACACAUAUUAUCUCAGUAGUUCUCUGAAGGCCCAUUUCAUCUCGAGUAUUGUUGUAACCAUUUUAUUCAUUUAUUAGCUACCAAUACCAUUUUUUAUCGUGUAAUUAUAUCAUUUAUUUGCAA